Messenger RNA from Zygotorulaspora mrakii, 183 nucleotides. It is a transcript of the gene TOM7, whose product is annotated as Tom7p. Gene Ontology annotation, biological process: protein insertion into mitochondrial outer membrane; protein import into mitochondrial matrix. Bases 1 to 183 code for a protein of 60 amino acids. Gene Ontology annotation, cellular component: mitochondrial outer membrane; mitochondrial outer membrane translocase complex. The record is from RefSeq and is a predicted model, not a curated record. NCBI's taxonomy places the organism in Eukaryota, Fungi, Ascomycota, Saccharomycetes, Saccharomycetales, Saccharomycetaceae. The transcript has a single exon.
AUGGCAUUUUUACCCUCCUUCAUUUUAAGUGAUGAGUCAAAGGAAAGAAUCACUAAGCUAAUCAACAUAACUCACACGGUUGCUCACUAUGGUUGGGUUCCAUUCAUUUUGUAUUUAGGAUGGGCAAGCAGUUCAAACAAGCCAAAUGUCUUGAACUUACUGUCCCCAUUACCAAGCAUCUAG